AUGCCUCCCAAGAAGCAGGUCGUCGAGGAGAAGAUCCUCCUUGGCCGUCCCGGCAACAACCUGAAGAGCGGCAUUGUUGGACUGGCCAACGUCGGCAAGUCCACGCUCUUCCAGGCCAUCACCAAGUGCAACCUUGGUAACCCUGCCAACUUCCCCUAUGCCACCAUCGACCCCGAGGAGGCCCGCGUCAUCGUCCCUGAUGAGCGCUUCGACUGGCUUUGCGAGAAGUACAACCCCAAGUCGCGCGUUCCCGCCAACUUGACUGUCUACGAUAUCGCCGGUCUCACCCGCGGUGCCUCCACCGGUGCCGGUCUCGGCAACGCUUUCUUGUCCCACAUCCGCGCCGUCGAUGCCAUCUUCCAGGUCGUCCGUGCUUUCGAUGAUGCCGAGAUUAUCCACGUCGAGGGUGAUGUCAACCCCACCCGUGAUCUUGACAUCAUCAGCGAGGAGCUUCGUCUCAAGGAUAUCGAGUUCGUCGAGAAGGCCCUUGAGAACCAGAAGAAAAAGACCCGCCAGGGCGGUCAGUCUCUUCAGAUGAAGCAGUGGAAGGAGGAAGAGGCCACUAUCGAGAAGAUCUUGGCCCACCUCAAGGACGGCAAGGAGAUCGAGGUCAUCAACCCUCUCUUCCUUCUGACUGCCAAGCCCGUCGUCUACCUCGUCAACCUCUCCGAGCGCGACUACAUCCGCAAGAAGAACAAGCAUCUUCCCGCGAUUGCCGCCUGGAUCAACGAGCACGCCAAGGGUGAUCCCAUCAUCCCCCUCUCUGUCUCCUUCGAGGAGCGCCUCACCCGCUUCGAGACCGAGGCCGAGGCUGCCGAGGAGUGCAAGAAGGUUGGCGCUGAGUCCGCUCUGCCCAAGAUCAUCAUCCAGAUGCGCAAGGCCCUUAACCUCGGCUCUUUCUUCACCACUGGUCCCGAUGAGGUCCGCCAGUGGACCAUCCGUAACGGCACCAAGGCUCCCCAGGCCGCCGGUGUCAUUCACACUGAUUUCGAGAAGACCUUCAUCCAGGCUGUCGUCUACAACUACAACGUCCUCCGCGAGCUCGGUGGUGACGAAGCCGAGGUCAAGGCCAAGGGCAAGGUCAUGACCAAGGGCAAGGAUUACGUUGUUGAGGAUGGUGAUAUCAUCCUCUUCAAGGCCGGUGCCGCCAAGAGCUAA
Molecule: messenger RNA, 1158 nt
Organism: Sordaria macrospora k-hell
Lineage: Eukaryota; Fungi; Ascomycota; Sordariomycetes; Sordariales; Sordariaceae
Source: RefSeq, a predicted model, not a curated record